This is a messenger RNA of Trypanosoma brucei brucei TREU927, 3459 nucleotides long. Its product is annotated as regulator of chromosome condensation, putative. The transcript has a single exon. The coding region runs from base 1 to 3459 and encodes 1152 amino acids. The record is from RefSeq and is a predicted model, not a curated record. Lineage: Eukaryota; Euglenozoa; Kinetoplastea; Trypanosomatida; Trypanosomatidae.
AUGCGUCCAUUAGUUGAGCGUUUUCUAAGGGGGGACAACAGUGUCCUAUCGCAGAUCCUUAUGCGGGUUGAAUCUCAGGGCGAUCCAACAUUCGGAGAUAGCAGCGAACGGCUCUACAACCGGCUUAUAGAAAUGCUUGUUCAUGAGGGUCGACGGGCAUCAGGAUCCGCACGCGGAAGCCCCAGUAACAAAGAAAAUUGUUUUGUAGCCAUACGCGUAUUCAAUAUUAUCUUCGAGCGGGCUGGAGUUGACGCUCCGGUUCUGCGUCGAUGUCUUACGGAGUCCGGAUCAAACAACGCUCGUAUGAUGAAUUUAGAUCACUACUUCUCUCAACAGGGGCACAUGAAUAUGCAUGUAGCUCGCUUUGCAUUGACUUUGACCAAGAUUUAUCGCAUUUCUGUUGAGACCCUUUUGACAGCCGCGCCAAACAUUGUCCACGUGGAGAGGCUUGCAGGAAGUAGGGAAAACUCCAAUGCACAAUCAUCAGCGAGCAGCCACGACGAUAACGUUUCCCCAAUGCGCGGCACGUUCAGUGCUGCACGGAGUAAUUUAAGGGGGGAGGGACGUUCGGUUUCCAACCCUCGUGCUGGUCGCGGUGCAGACGGCGCUCGUGUGGAGUUGUUUCAAGCGGUAGGCAACAGUAACAGACAUUGGCGAGAACUACCUGAUGCACCAUCUUUUGUUCCUUUCAGUGUGAACCCACUGUACAGCGAAAAUGUAGGUGCCUCAAACCACACGUGGAUGCCGCCCCAGUUUCCAACUCCAGUAUUGCUAUUCUCACGGCACUUCGGGGCGGGUUGUGAAGCCAAACUUCCAAUAAUGGGCGCCAUUACAGCUCAACAAACCGGAGAGCAGUUAGAUGCGGAGGAUGCGAUAGCAUCACCCACUCCGGAAAGGGUGGGCGACGGUGGUGAAGCAGUGGAAGAAGUAGUUGCAGGUGAGAAACCACCGGACCUGCUGUUGUCACGCUACCUGGCGAAAGGUGCAGUGCUUACGUGGGGUAACAUUGCCUCCGUCAAAACAGGAAAGAAGUUACAACUAGCAAGCCCAUCGGAUGGCGAAAGCCCCCCACAAGGCUCGUACACGUUGUCACCCACAAGGUUGGCCAUUCCGGUUCCUGUGGUUUCUUUCAGCUGCGGCGCGUAUUCAUGUUAUUUUGUGACAAUGGAGAGAAAAAUUCUAAGCUGUGGCAAUGACGAUUGGGGUCAGUUAGGAGCUGGGAAGUCGAAGGACUCUCAGCCCCCUGGUGCAGUCAAGGGUAGCGAAGGGAAGUACCGACUCUACCGUGUGCCGCUCCGCAGUGGUGAUCAAAUAUGUAAGUUAGCGGCUGGUUCUGCCUUCGCUGUCGCCAUUGGUUUACGGAGUAGGCGCAUGUAUCUCUGGGGUCAAAAUUCAUUCGGACAGUGCCUUGUUCACGAAGGUAUGACUGUGCGAACACCCGUACUAGUGGACAUCCCAGGACAAUACACAGAGGUUGUGGAUGUGGCUUGCGGGGGCUUCUACGCCGCACUAUCUUUUACAUGCGGCAGCGUAGGAACAUGGGGGCUCUCCACAAUGCUGGCAACAAAUGUUUCACCAGAUCAGCUUCGAGAUGCAGAUGCACCGAACAACCAGAAGUGCGCUAAAACAAUUAAUUUGUUCAAACCACUAAACGAGAAGGUCGUUGCGCUUCGGGCGGGGCCGUGUCAUUGUCUUGCGAUAACGUCAAGUGGGGCCGUAUAUUCAUGGGGUGUAGAGCGUAAUGGGCGACUUGGGCACGGUAGUGGAAAAAAUGAGGAGAAAAUGCGCCUCAUUGACGCUCUAAGUAAUCAAGUGGUUACGGAUGCCAGCUGCGGCUCGUUUCACACAGCGGUUUUGACGAAGCAGGGACAAAUUUUUGUCUUCGGUGAAAAUACAUAUGGUCAGUUGGGUCUCCCGACACGGCAACCACGUUUGCUACCGGAGAUACUUCCGCUGCCCAAAAGGGCAAUAUCCGUUUCGUGUGGACGUGAGCACACUUGCAUAUUGUUAGAGGACGGCGACGUCAUGGCAUGUGGGAGCCUUCGAUGCUCAGGUGUUGGCGUAGGUUUUGGUUCUCGCUUCGUGGCUCCGCGCCGAGCUGUACAAAACUAUCUCAUCCUAACUUUAGCUAGUGGUGAUCUGCACGUGCUUGCAGCCGGGCUCCUACGCACUAUGGCACUAACCGUAGUUCAAACUCCGCCGGAGUCACCAAUACUUGACGACCUACCGAAAGUCAAUGAAGUAGCUAGACGUCACGGUUUGCGCGGGGUUAGCGCCGGAAAUGGGUUUACAAUAAUUUUAGCGGAAACAGGUGAAGCCUUUUCUAUUGGUCAGGGAGAAAAUGGUCAGUUAGGGAUGGGUGAUACUUCGCUUUCACAAAAAACGGCACUUCGUAAAGUAGUUGUACCCGACUUUGAAGAGUUGUGUGCCGUGGAGUGUGGGUUUAACUUUGCCAUUGCUAUUGGCUCCUCCGGUGCCCUGUAUAGUUGGGGCUGGAAUACACAUGGACAGCUCGGCCACGGUGUGGCCGUCAACUUAGGGGAAGCGGUCUUUACUCCUAAGGAGAUUUCAGCGUUGAAGUCGCUUGCGCAAGUCGUUCAGGUUGCGUGUGGUGGUACUUUCGUAAUUGCUCUUACUCAAUGCGGGGAGGUGUAUUCAUGGGGAGAAACUCUGUACUGUGGUCAUGGAACUGGAGGUGAGAGAUGCCUAACAAACCCCAAGCGAAUUGCGGCACUACAGGACAUUGCGGCGGUUGCGGCAGGUGAUAGGCAUGCUGCUGCUGUUUCCUAUGACCAUGUCAUUUACGCGUGGGGUCGGGGUCCUGUUGGUGAUGGUGGAUCUCCAUCCACUGUGGUGCCGGUUCCCGUAGCAGUGAAGUUUGCACACCCAGUGCGUCAACUUGUAUGCUGCCAGGUGAAUACGUUUAUAAUUACGGACGUUGGUGAUCUUUAUGUGUGGGGACUGAACAACAACGGACAAUGUGGGGCGCUACAGUCGAUGAUUAACAGUGAUCAUUCAACUUCUACUCUUCGUCAAAAAGGGGAUGAGGAUGGUGGGAUGAAAUCGGAUCAGCAACCCCUACUGUUUCCCACCUUUGUUGCGUCCGGGGUGCGUGAAGCCGCAUUCACCAAAAUGUGCGGAGUUUACGUUAAGGAGGACGGCAGCAGUUACGUUUGUGGUCGCGUGCGUCAAAAUGGAAGGGAUGUAACUCUCAAGUCCUUCACACAGCAGUGGGUCGGUCGCCCUCCCAGUGAGCGUGAUGGUGAAACUGGGGCUGCCUCUCCCAGCAGUUACUUCGUCCGUUGCUUCCAUGGAUACGACAGUAUAUUCCAACUAGUAGAGCGAAAGCGACAAACUCCUGCUUCGUUGAAAACCACUAGACAAAACUUGUCGGCGUUUGUUCGCGGCUCAAAGGAAAAAGCCUUUUACCAGCGCAACAACCAGAAUAGAGAGAAGUAG